This is a messenger RNA of Cladocopium goreaui, 1235 nucleotides long. NCBI's taxonomy places the organism in Eukaryota, Dinophyceae, Suessiales, Symbiodiniaceae. The record is from the annotation of a GenBank genome assembly.
GGAAGUGCUGUUUUGGUCCUUGUGCCUGUUGGCCGUGAUCCAAUGUAUUGCUGGGAUGCUUUUAGCGCAAUCUGUUCAAAGCUUUCUCCUCGACGAAAGCAAUGACGCAGAAGCGCGGCAAGCUGUCUUUCGCUACUUCGGCACAUUCACAGCGACUUUGCUUACAAUGUUUGAGGUUUUAAUGGCAAAUUGGGCUCCGCCUUGUCGAGUUUUGGUGGACUGCGUCAGCGAGUGGUACUCAUUUGGGUUCAUUGUCUACCGCUGCUUGGUGGGAUUUGCCGUCCUGAACGUGGUGUCUGCUGUCUUCUUGCAGCAAACUAUGAAGGUGGCAGCCGCAGAUCAGGAAGUGGCCCUGCACCAGCGCGAGAUGGCGGCAGAGGCGUACACGAAAAAGCUGGAAGCCUUUUUCAAAAAGCUGGACAAAUCUGGCGACGGCGUGCUAACUUGGAAGGAGUUUGGCGCUGUCCUGAACAGCCCCAGGCUGCAAAACUGGCUAGCGACCUUGGAGCUGGAAAGCAAUGACUUGGUUAAUUUGUUUAACAUGAUUGAUGACGGCGACGGCGAGAUCUCUUUGGAAGAUUUUUUACAUGGCGCAAGGCAUCUCCGCGGCCCUGCCAGCAGCAUAGCCCUGGCAGAAGUCAUGGCUACAGCUCGGCGGACAGAAGCCAAAGCAGAGGCAUUGCUAAUGAUGCUUCCAAACAUGUCCGGGGUCGGCGUACAAGAUCUGAAGAAGAGAGCCCGUAGGAUGAAGAGCCCAGCGGCGGCUGCAGGACGGGGGGGCCCCGUGCCAGCACGCCCGCACCAAGAACUUGGCAGGGUUUAACGCAAAUUUUCACCGCGUGCGGUGCCAAAACUGCCAGAUAUGUCUUGUAGCCCGGCUUGGUACCUUUAAUUAACCAAACCACAUCACAGCAAGAACGCCAGUUGUAAUGCAUGCGCGACGUGUCCUGGUAGCGAGAAGGGCGUUGAAAACGUUCCCUUCAUCCUGUUUGCGUUGCGGCACAGACCAGCACCAUUUCCAGAGCAUGGCAGGCGCCGGCAACCCGACCCAACUUGAUUUUGCUGUUGCUUCUGGUAUUUUGCAUGCAUGCGGGUGAGGAUUCUCAUAUUUUGGAUGCCUCGCUGGAAUACUGUGCUUGGGUAGUUCGCAUGCCGUGCCGCAUCCCAGGCGCAGCCGGCUUUAAGUUGGCCUGCGCCUUUCUGACCGUCAGAAGGGCUGUGAGCACGCAGGGAAA